This is a messenger RNA of Lathyrus oleraceus (garden pea), 615 nucleotides long. RefSeq names its product ATP synthase subunit epsilon, mitochondrial. NCBI's taxonomy places the organism in Eukaryota, Viridiplantae, Streptophyta, Magnoliopsida, Fabales, Fabaceae. Gene Ontology annotation, molecular function: proton-transporting ATP synthase activity, rotational mechanism. The record is from RefSeq and is a predicted model, not a curated record. Gene Ontology annotation, cellular component: mitochondrial inner membrane. Bases 185 to 397 code for a protein of 70 amino acids. Gene Ontology annotation, biological process: proton motive force-driven mitochondrial ATP synthesis. The transcript has 3 exons.
AAAUAAAAUUUUCAAUGCAAAUUGGGCUUAUGAAUUCCCAGAAGCUUAAGAUCCAAUAAGACGAAAACGAACAUCUUCUCGCAACUCUCGCCUGAGGCAUUCAAUCUGAACACUCACAACCACCAAUCGAACGAACCCUAGCUCGUUCCUCUUCAUUUUCAACUCAGGGUCUUAUUAUCAACCAAUGGCGUCAACUGGAGCAGUGCCGUUCUGGAGGGCAGCGGGAAUGACAUACAUAACUUACUCCAACAUAUGCGCGAACCUUGUCAGGAAUUGCCUCAAGGAACCUCACAAGACCGAAGCUAUCGCUCGUGAGAAAGUCCAUUUCUCUCUUUCGAAAUGGGUUGACGGCAAACCCGAAAAACCUACUCUUCGAUCAGACACCCCAGAUCUUUGAGUCGGAAUGCAUGCAGAAUUGUUUGAGAUCUGCUGGAAGUUAAUUGACAUUUGAACCUUUUGGAUUUUAUGUUUUCCAUUGUAGUUUUUUUGUCCAUGAUAUGGCCACAUGCACCAAAUUUUGGAUUUGCAUGGUUAAUCUUGUAAUAAUUAAAGUUUGAACACAACAAAGUUGGGCACAAGUUUAUGAAAUAAUUUACAUGGCAAUAUUCCUCCCUA